AUGCCUCUGCUCAACAGCAAAGUCACUGGCAACGGUGCGCGGUCAGUCGGCAAAUCUGUAUCAUUUGCCCCAUCGCCUCAGACGCAGCAUGCUCCAGCGAAGUCUGCAUGGGCUCAAGGUCCUCCAGGAAGCGGCUUCAGCGGUGCCAGCUCAACCUACUCCCGUGUGGAAGUAACAGCUACAGCUACUUCAGCUCAGGCUCCCACGUACGUCCCGCCUCAGAAGAAAAGCGGUGCUCAGUCCACCGCGUCUUCGAUGAACCGAGCAGCAGCAACGAUGCAAAGUAUGAGCCUCAAUGUGCCUUCUAAUGGGACACUCAAGGUCCAAGAUCCAUCAGUGGCGCCUCUGCCGUCUAUUGCUCCCUCAAUGGUGACAUCUUUCAAGCCAUAUGCCGGAAGUCGCUUUUCCACUCCAAGGGCGGAUCAGAACGAUAAGCGGCGAAAGUGGAUCAAGAAUGCCGUUUGCGUGAAAUCACCCUGGGUACGGAACACUUUCCAGAAGGGCCAUGUUAUCUCCUUACCAUUCCAUGUUCCGAACAUGAAUGAGAAUUGCGACCCUAACGACAAAGGGUUGACCAUCAACCAGAACUUUGAUGGCGGCAUCUUCACCAAGCGCAGGAUGAUGGUUGUUCUGUUCAAGUAUGCGGAGCUGAUGUACUGUUUGCCUCUUUACUCUUUCACAGGUCGAGGUAUCUUGUCUCGACGGCCCGAAAUUGUCCAUGA
Messenger RNA from Lecanosticta acicola, 722 nucleotides. NCBI's taxonomy places the organism in Eukaryota, Fungi, Ascomycota, Dothideomycetes, Mycosphaerellales, Mycosphaerellaceae. The record is from the annotation of a GenBank genome assembly.